This is a messenger RNA of Pocillopora verrucosa, 2390 nucleotides long. Its product is annotated as protection of telomeres protein 1-like. Gene Ontology annotation, cellular component: chromosome, telomeric region; nuclear telomere cap complex. NCBI's taxonomy places the organism in Eukaryota, Metazoa, Cnidaria, Anthozoa, Scleractinia, Pocilloporidae. The record is from RefSeq and is a predicted model, not a curated record. Gene Ontology annotation, biological process: telomere capping; regulation of telomere maintenance via telomerase. Gene Ontology annotation, molecular function: G-rich strand telomeric DNA binding; telomerase inhibitor activity.
AUGGCUCAAGCCUUUCGUCGAAAGGAAUUCUUGUCAAGAUCCUGAUUGUCCAAAAUGGCGGGUAGUUUGAACAUUUCCCGCGAGCAAAAAGAAGAUACAAUUGUACAAAUUCUAGAAGAUGCUUGCUCAAUUGAGAAAAUUGAAAACACCUACCGAUGCAUUAGAAUAAAGGAUGUAUCCCAAAAUAUGGAUUUUUCCACAUGCAUGGUGAAAGGUGUGUUGAUCACAGUAUACCCAAUUUUCCAGAUAUCUACAGGCUGGGUGAUGAAACUUUCUAUCAAAGAUGUUAAUUCUGGCUCACCAGAUGUCAUCUCAGUCUUUCUGAGGGGGAAAUUUGUAGAGAAGUGUAAGACGGUGAAGGAAAAAGACGUGCUUAUGAUAAAAGGAGCAAAGGUUGAAAGUUCACCAAGGGAAGGUCAUAGAUUUGAAAUCAUUGGUGACGAAAAAAGCUGUAAAUUUCUCAAAGUAUGGGUUGUGCGAGAUUCUAAUAACAUGUUAAACGCAGGUAGUAAUAUUGUUCGGAGACCUCUGCCUCUUGCAUCAGAAUGUGCAGCGUUUGUCAGAGCAGAAAAGACAGGAAGUGAACCACCAAGCAAAAGGAGCAGGCUUGUCCUACAACCUCAAAUUGUGAAAUACACAAAGCUGGCAGAUAUACGUGCUAACACCACUGUUAAUGUAUUUGGUGUGGUGAAGUUCUUUAAGAGCCCCUUCAAGACCAAGGGUUCUGAUUUUGUCUGCUCAUUAAGCUUAGUCGAUCCCUCUCUGGCUUCCCUUGAAGAAAGUUUUAAGCUGGUGCUCUUUUCAAAGUCAAAGGAAAGGUUGCCAUUGAUUAGAUCUGUAGGAGAUAUUGUGCGUUUUCAUGGUGUUGCUGUUGGCAAUUUCAAAGGAGAGAUGCAAGGAAAGUUCUUACCUGAAUCAACCUGGCUUGUAUUUGACAUAAAUUGCACAGAUAACCACCAAGCACAGGCAUCAUCAUCAAAAUCGUACAAUUUGACAGAACAAGAAAAAGAUGCAAUUGAGGAAUUACGAUUGUGGGCAUUGCAAAAGGAAUCUCUAAACAAGAAGUUUGUCAUUACUAACCUGAAAGACUUGAGCACAAGUCAGACAUUUGUAAAUCUUCUCUGCCAAGUUGUGUCAAAAAGUUACACUGAAGCCAGCAACGGUAUUGCUUUGACUCUAUGGGAUGGAUCACCCCCUGCCUGUCAAUCAACUUCGGUGGAACCACUCAGUGAACAGGGAGAAUUAAAAUCAGAGGAGCUCAUUCACAAGUCAGCUGGCAAAUGUGUAGAGGUGUUUCUAUAUGACAAUCAUGUAGAGGGGGAGGUCAGAAAAGUCAGUCCUGGCAAUUUUGUCUGCAUCAGAAAUGUUCAUAUCAAAGAGCUGGAAGCCAGUGCAGAUAUGACUACAGAUAAGCCUGAGAUGGUGCUGUCUCGCCCUUGUGUUAGUCUCAUAGUACACGGAGGUACAAUAUGUGGGCGUGGUGUGGAGAUUGUGUCAAUGAGUGAUCCCAUGGUUUCAGUAAGCUCUACAUUGAAGUUGGUUGCUGAAGCUGAAGCAGAAGCUUCAGUGACCCACCAGAAUACAGAACAACAAUCAGAAGCCAUAGAGAAUGGAUUUGUUGAUGUUCAUGAUGGACGCAAAACAACUGACCACAGUGGAAUUCAACAAGAAAUGGAAAACUUUAACAAACAGAAGGAAAGUAACUCUUUGAUCACAAAUGAAGUAAACCGGGCACUUCAGACAUCGUGUACAAUAACAGAGCACCCUAGCAUUGCUUUCAGUUCUUUGAAAGAGAUCAAGACAUACAAGACUGUUCCAUACAAAUUUCGCUGUAGAGUCAAGGCAAUGAUAUAUUUACCAUCAGAUGUGAAGUCUUUCAUACGGAGAUCUUGUCAGUCUUGUAAAUACUUACCUCAAGAAAGUUCCAGUUCUGUUUGUUCUGCUGCCAACAGUGAUAUCAUCCCAUGCUCUUUGUGUGGUCAGGAGAUGACUCUUUCUUAUUUGUUUUCAUUUGUUCUUGAGGAUGAUUCUGGCCUUCUCCAUGCAUUGGUCUUUGAUAAGGAUGCAAAAACUUUCUUUGCUGGUCUUCCACCGCCAGAAGAAUUUUUAGUCCAAGCAUCUUUUCAAAACACCAUCCAGGAACAUAUGCUGUUUAUGACAAAUAAUCCAAAUAACUCUAUUGAAUGUGUGUACCAAGAUCCAAAGGGUGAUAAAAGACCAUGGUUAGAACUCUGCAUAUUUUCAUAUCUCCCUGAUAAAGAUUGCAGAAAGGUUCAGUAUCGAGUGUUUGAUUCUACAUUUGUUCAUGACAGUUGAAAAAGUACAAGAAAGAUGUCUGUUAUCAGGCUAUGGGACAGUUUUCAUAUUAAUGUUUUCAUCACAUUGCUGCA